AAUCAUCAGUCACAUGUCUGGAUGAGCUGGACUAUGCUUUCAAUUGUAACAUUUUGUCAACUGAGGAAGUACUUCCACUCUGUGAAGUACUUAAAAUGAAGACUCCAUACGAAAGAGUGACAGUGAAGGCAAAGGUGAUUCAACUGCAAAGCCAUGGACACAAUGUUGUUCACGACAGCACGUUUCUCCAAAACACAUACUACACAAUUGCGGAUGAAACGGCAGCAAUCGAUUUGACCGUAUGGGGUGACAGCAAAGUUACAACUGACUGCUGGUACGAGAUCUCAAAUGUUUCCAUACGCACCUUCAAAGAUAAACUGCUUUUAACUACAACCAAAGACACAAACUCCACUAUACUGAGCUGCCGAAAUCCCAUUCAUCCUGUGAAGAACACCACCACCCAAACUGUCACAGCAGACAUAAUUGGAGCAACAGUACACCUAAUUCAUAUCUGUCCAUGGCAACACAAGAUCACCAACAUGCCCUUGUCCGCUUCAAGAGUGAAUUGCCAAAAAUGUGAGACGUUCUACAAGUCCUCUUCAGUCACCACAUGCACGCAUGGAACUAUCACCGUCAAAACCACCAAAGGGGUUCAGACCCUGAACAUCGAGAACCAUAGCAUCGAGUCCAUUGUAAACAUCACACACAACUCCACUACAGACCACAUUAUAGACACUAUACUUGCACUGCCCCCUGUCAACAUAUCCAUAUACAAAAACAACAUAAACAUAUCACUCCAACAAGACACCCAUUCCAUACAGACACCGAAAAUCACAAUCACACGACCUAUGGACUCGUCUCAAAGCCUCUAUGCAACCGAUCUAGAGAACCGAAUGGCUGACGACUUCCUCACUUCCACCCCAUCUACAUCAACAGCAACCACUUCAGCUUCAUCAGCCAUCAUACCACCCACAGAAUUACCAACAGUAUUAAGAACUAAAACCAGAACCAGUUCCAACCAGGAAAAAUCACCCCAAUGAAGGAGAUUAGCCCACUUAAAUACUCAAACAUCUGCUGUGAGCUUCUGGGAGGUGGUGUGCCUCGCUCCUGCUAUUUUUUUCUAUUU
Molecule: messenger RNA, 1066 nt
Organism: Cyprinus carpio (common carp)
Lineage: Eukaryota; Metazoa; Chordata; Actinopteri; Cypriniformes; Cyprinidae
Exons: 3
Coding region: 96-980 (294 amino acids)
Source: RefSeq, a predicted model, not a curated record